AUGGCUCCCAUCCCCGAUCCCUUCGCGCAGGAGGCGCCCAUCAAGACCCGGCUGCCGCAUCCCUACAAGACCACGUACACCCUCGAGCGCACCGCGGCCGCCGACGGCAUCCAGUCGUAUGCGCUGCGCAAGGCCGCCGCGCAGGAGCCCGGGACGCCGUUCCCUCACACGCUGCACAACGACCAGCUGGUGCUGAGCCGGCUGCCGGCCGAGGAAGCGGACACUACCAUUGACGAGAACGACAACACGCCGUGGGCCAACGCGCGCCGGAGCCCCGUGUGGACGGCGAGCUGGGCGAGCCAAGAGGCGCCCACCACGGCGCAGGUGUGGCUGUUCCUGUACACCUUCUUCUCCGUCGACAGCACGACCGAGUCGAUCCGCUUUCGCGUCGAGGGCGCCGGAGCCGCGGAGCUCGCUGCGGCGCUGCUCAACUCCAUGGUGGCCAUUGAGCACCCGAAGCCCUCGUACGGCUCGACGCAGACGUUCCAGCCGCGUGACGGCGAGGUGCUCGUCCUGCGCAGCGCCUUCUGGCAGGGCUGCGCCUCGCCGCUGGGAACGCAGCCCAUCUGGCUCCCCGCGUGGAAUCCCAACGUCGUGCCUCACGUCGAGUACACGCUGACGCCGACCGACUCGACGCUGCUGCGACACCCGCGGCGCGCGCCCAAGCCGGCGCCCAGCUCCGUCAUCUACAGCCGCUACAUCCCCUCGCUGGACCAGCACUUCUCGCUGCAGGCCAUCGACUACCGCGACCCGGUGCAGCUGGAGCUCUUCCACAACUGGCAGAACGACCCGCGCGUGGCCAAGGGCUGGAUGGAGUCGGGCUCGCUGGAGCACCACCGCACCUAUCUCAACACGCUGCACGACGACCCCCACACCAUCCCCGUCUUCGGCUGCCUCGACGACAAGCGCUUCGCCUACUUUGAGAUCUACUGGGCCAAGGAGGACAAGAUGGGCGCGCACUACCCGUCGCUGGACUUUGACCGCGGCCGCCACGCGCUCGUGGGCGACGCCUCGUACCGCGGCCAGCACAUUGUCAUGUCGUGGUGGCCCAGCAUCAUGCACUACACCUUCCUCGACGACUGCCGCACCGAGCAGGUCGUGGGCGAGCCGCGGUUGACCAAUGAGAAGAUCCUGAUGUACGAGAUGAUCUUUGGCCUGCACCAGAACAAGUACCUCGACUUGCCGCACAAGAGGGCCAACUUGGUCGUGUGCUCGAGGGAACGCUUCUUCCAGCUGUGCCCGUUCCAGCAAAUGCUGCCGCGGGUGGCCGGUACCAACUUUGGUUUUGAGCCGAAGCUGUAG
Messenger RNA from Ilyonectria robusta, 1302 nucleotides. RefSeq names its product acyl-CoA N-acyltransferase. The coding region runs from base 1 to 1302 and encodes 433 amino acids. Lineage: Eukaryota; Fungi; Ascomycota; Sordariomycetes; Hypocreales; Nectriaceae. Gene Ontology annotation, biological process: siderophore biosynthetic process. The transcript has a single exon. The record is from RefSeq and is a predicted model, not a curated record.